AUGAAUCUGACGAUAUCAAUAUUGCUGAUACUCUUUGUGGGAUGGGGUUUCAUCCGAUAUGUUGAGGCAAAGUACAAUGAUGCCAUCGAUUUCUAUCAUAGAGCAGAAGCGAUUUGUAAGAAGUAUUCUCCGUGUUUCCAAGGUUUUCGUGCUUAUGUUCUCAGUGAUAUUGGUGAUGUUUUAUAUAAGCAAGAAAAUUAUGACGAAGCAUUUGAAUAUUAUCAGCAAGAUCUUGACAUUCGAGAAAGUUAUUAUACAUCUGCUUAUAUGAAUAUUGUUUAUAAUUUGAAUAAUAUGGGCAACAUUCGAAAAAGUCAAGAAAAAUAUAAUGAAGCUAUCAAAUUCUAUGAACGUUCCUUAGAAAUCUAUCAGAAAUAUUUUUCAUCGCAUCAUUUGAACAUUGCAAACAAACUCAUGAAUAUUGGUAACAUUAGAUUUAAGCAAAGAAAAUAUGAUCAAGCUAUUGAUUGUUAUCAACAGUCAGUCGCUCUUCUUAAUGAGUAUCAUCCUGAUGAUCAUAUUAACAUUGCUGAGGGCCUAGAAUGGAUUGCAUUUAUUUUGAAUCAAACUGAAGAAAAUGAUAAUUCUGCCAAAUAUCUCGAACCACGUUUAAGAGUUAGAGAAGCUAGUCUCUCUCCGGAAAAUUUGACCGUUGUUAAGACUCUUUCAGUCUUCUCUGUCGUACAAGAAAGUCGACAUGAAUAUAAAUUUUCUCUAGCGUAUGACUUGAAAUGCUUUUUAAUGCGCAAAAAAAUUCUUCCACCAGAUCAUCAAGAUAUUGGCAUAUCUUUGUGCAAUAUUGGUAGAAAUUACGAACAUGUUAAUCAACCAAAGCUAGCACUUAACUAUUAUAAACAAGCACUAGUUGUCUAUGAACAAUGUCUACCUGCUUCCGAUGAAGAUCGUCUAGAACUAGAAUCGGAUAUUCAACGACUUUCGGAAGGAUCACACGAGUGA
Rotaria sp. Silwood2 is the source of this 957-nucleotide messenger RNA. NCBI's taxonomy places the organism in Eukaryota, Metazoa, Rotifera, Eurotatoria, Philodinida, Philodinidae. The record is from the annotation of a GenBank genome assembly.